AUGUAUUCAUCCUAUUUCUCUCUACUACCAGGGUUCGAGACUCGUUGGGGGAGCUGCAUCAGACCCUGGACUUGGUGCAUUCUCAGACGCUUAACCGACAUCGUAGUCGGCAUCAUUAGUGAGAAUGCUCCAAGUCCGCUGUCUGAUUCAGUGAAUUAUGAUAACUACUAUGGCAGAGGACAUCGGACAGGCUGUAUCGCUUCACCUUCAUAUCACCUAUGUUCAUCCUUCGUCUUUCCCCAUCAGCUAUUUACGCCUCAUCUAAGUUGCCUCCAGCCGCUCUGUCUUAAAUGCGUGAAGCACAACAGUCUUGUCCGUUUGCUGAACGAUCUUUUGGCCCGACAAUGCUUGCGUCGGCUGAGUCGACAUGGUCAGGCCCACAUGUCGCUAGGGUUUCGUUGCCGCGAUCUAAUUGGACCUCAGAUGCGCUGUCACUUCCCGACUUCAUGCUCUAAACUCUGCACCCUCGGCCAACAUAAACAGCAGCAACGGUCCCAGCAACAGAUUCAACCACUGACCCAUAAGUCGGCGGUCAAAGCAGCAACUGACGAGGGUGCUUCUCAUCCAGUAGAGGUAGCUAAGAUUGCGACAGGUGGAAACAAGCCGGAUAAUAUUUCCACGACAGGUGGAACGAUGCGAAAUCAGAUAAAUAUCGGUGGAGGGCGCUUCCUAAGUCAGACGAACUCUACCAGUCACCAUGGCACACGCUACUCUGGAUCUAUACAAGGUCGAGAAGCUGAGCAGAAUGACUUGCAUUUAUUGUAUGAACUAAAUAACUCCGAGACUCCGACUGGCCUGAUGCCAAUGUGCGAGCAGUUGGCAGACCAUUCACUGAGAUUCCAACGUAACUGUCACAGGAACAUGGUCAAAUUCAGCGGACGUUUGCACAAGGUAAUGGGUGUUGGAAACGGCCUCGGAGGGUCAGGCGAAUUCACUUCCGAGGAGAGUGGAGUCGGGCUAGGUAAUGAUGCCUCCAAUCUUAAACUCGAGCUACAAAAGACUGGAUUUAAUACUGCCAGGGAUCAACGACCUGGAAUGCUGUUGUCACGCGCCUUCAACGACAUCCUCCCCGAAUGCGACCAGGAGGGAUUAAAAAUAUGUCAGAAUGAAGGAAGAGAUACAGACGCUGGUGGUAGUAUGGCAGACCGUUUACAUGGCUUUGACAAGGCGAGCAGUAGAGUGGCAAGAUGCGGUAGUUCAGUUAGUCCUGAAACCCCAUCCGAAAGAGAGAAUUAUCCGCAGGGUAAAUUGACCCUCGAGGAGACAUCUCUGGUGCAGGGGUUGCAUCUUGCUUACAGGGAAAGUCCUACGCAUUCGAAUCUGCAGAAUGCUGAAAAGACAAAGGUGAAUAAACGCUAUACAAUAAAAGACAAGUGA
Messenger RNA from Protopolystoma xenopodis, 1377 nucleotides. Lineage: Eukaryota; Metazoa; Platyhelminthes; Monogenea; Polystomatidea; Polystomatidae. The record is from the annotation of a GenBank genome assembly.